CCCCUUCUACAUCGCCAGUCUUCGUGUGCUCCGAUGUAAGCGCAAGCUACUCAAGAUUUCUCUACAUUUUACACAUUUUAAUAAUGACAGAAAUUAUUUUAAACACACGUCAUCGUACAGUACUUGUAAGAUAAAGUAAGUGACAUCUCCGCUUUAACUGUUAUAGCGCCUACAUGCUGCGGAUGUACAUAAAUACCCAUUUACCACGGCGUGUUGCUUGCUAAUGUAAACAAUAACAUGUUAUCAGUAUAAAGCACUUGACAGUUGUUGGGUGUCGCCGAGCUUUUUGUGCAACCACACCCUCUCUGCAGCAGUGUUGGUCAAGAUGCUGGUUUUGUUGUUCCUCAAAGAGCCAAGAGAUUGAGACUCUGGGCCUGAUCCUUAUAACAUGCUAGCUGAGGAGUUAUCAGUUUAAUGCACUUGACAGUUGUUGGGUGUCGCCGAGCUUUUUGUGCAACCACACCCUCUCUGCAGCAGUGUUGGUCAAGAUGCUGGUUUUGCUCCUGAAAGAGCCAAGAGAUGGAGACUCUGGGCCUGAUCCUUACAUCAAGGAGCUGGCAUCACAUGGCCUGAAAGCGACCCUUUUUCCUGUGCUGUCUUUUAAGUUUGUCUCAUUAAAAACCCUGUCAGAUAAGCUUUUCCAGCCAGAGAAGUAUGGCGGCCUCAUAUUUACAAGUCCGAGAGCGGUGGAAGCUGUGAAGAUGUGCAUGAAGGAAAGACAAGAAGAAUGGAGCAGCUCAGUGAGGGACAAAUGGAGCACAAAGUCCGUGUAUGUGGUGGGGAAAGCAACCGCCGCUUUAGUGGGCGGUAUCGGUCUAAACCCCCUUGGCGAGGACACGGGGACGGCAGAGGUCCUGUCGCGGGUCAUUAUUGAACGGGAGGACAAAGAUAUUCCUCCACUUUUCUUCCCAUGUGGCUCCAUCAAAAGAGAAGUCCUACCAACGGCAUUAAGGGAAAAUGGGUUUCCUUUAGAGACGCUGACUGUCUAUCAAACAGCAGGGCAUCCAGAUGUGGAGAAAAAUCUUUGCAAUUAUUUUGCAGAGCAGGGCCUCCCGGCCAGCAUAGCUUUCUUUAGCCCGUCAGGAGUCACGUUUAGCCUGGAGACCGUGCGGAGAUUAGCUGGUGAGCGGCUUGCACAAAUAAAGUUUGCCGCCAUCGGGCCCACGACACGGGACGCCAUGUUGGCGGAGGGUCUGAGCGUCAGCUGCACGGCGGAGAAGCCAACACCGGAGCACUUGGCGGCGGCUAUGAGCAAAGCGCUAAAAUAACCAUCCAAACCAAUCACAAUGGAAAUAAUAUCAGUUGUCUUUAAAUUGUAUUUAUUUGCCCUGCGUCCAAGUGUAUAUAUGAUAUUUAUUGUUAUGCUUUUGUGUGGUUUUGUCCAAAAUGCGGCCUGGGGGCCAUUUUCGGCCAGCUAUUUUUUAGCACAGUCUACAAAUACUAUUAAAAAAAAAAAAAACAUUAAAAA
Messenger RNA from Nerophis ophidion (straightnose pipefish), 1468 nucleotides. RefSeq names its product uroporphyrinogen III synthase (gene uros). Gene Ontology annotation, molecular function: uroporphyrinogen-III synthase activity. The coding region runs from base 489 to 1268 and encodes 259 amino acids. The record is from RefSeq and is a predicted model, not a curated record. NCBI's taxonomy places the organism in Eukaryota, Metazoa, Chordata, Actinopteri, Syngnathiformes, Syngnathidae. Gene Ontology annotation, biological process: uroporphyrinogen III biosynthetic process. The transcript is spliced from 11 exons.